Molecule: messenger RNA, 1830 nt
Organism: Trichoderma breve
Lineage: Eukaryota; Fungi; Ascomycota; Sordariomycetes; Hypocreales; Hypocreaceae
Product: n2,N2-dimethylguanosine tRNA methyltransferase domain-containing protein
Exons: 2
Coding region: 1-1830 (609 amino acids)
Biological process (GO): tRNA N2-guanine methylation
Cellular component (GO): nucleus
Molecular function (GO): RNA binding
Source: RefSeq, a predicted model, not a curated record
AUGGCAGGCACCGUCGAAGUUGAAACCGUGGAGAAGGAUGGGAAGCAGUUCCGCGUGGUAAAGGAAGGCAAGGCGACCAUCCUGGUGCCUCAGGGCGCCAAGAUUGGAGAGGACCGAGGAGAGGUGCAGCAGGUGUUUUACAAUCCGAUCCAGCAGUACAACCGAGACCUGUCUGUUCUUGCCAUCAAGACAUAUGGAGAAGAUAUAUUGGCGAAAAGGAAAGAGAAGAUUCUGGCAAGAUCGAAUAAGCACAGCAAAAAGCGAAAGCGAGACGAGAAAGAUGACGAUGAGCAGAAGGGUCACAAAUCAACAUUUAGAAUGCUGGACGCCUUGUCGGCAUCUGGAUUGAGAGCGCUGAGAUAUGGCCAUGAACUCCCUUUUGUUACUUCUAUCAACGCAAACGACCUCUCCAAAUCGGCGGCCGAGUCUAUCAAGCUCAAUGUGAAUCACAACGGUCUCGACGAUAUAAUCUCAGUAACGAACGAAGAUGCUCUUGCGCACAUGUACCGCGCAAUCGCAGAUGGUCUCUCCAAGAGGGAUCGUCACGGAAAUCCCACAAAGUCUCACAAAUUUGAUGUCAUCGACCUAGAUCCGUACGGCACUGCAGCACCCUUUUUCGACGCCGCAUUACAAUCCGUUAGAGAUGAUGGAGGCCUGCUUUGCAUCACCUGCACUGAUAGUGCUGUUUGGGCGGGCCAUAGCUACUGCGAAAAGACGUUUGCCCUGUACGGCGGUACCCCUAUCAAGGGAAUGCAUUCGCACGAAGCUGGCUUGAGGUUGAUUCUGAAUGCUGUUGCGACUUCUGGCGCCCGAUAUGGUCUGGCCAUCGAACCCCUGCUCUCUCUUUCCAUCGAUUUCUACACAAAAGUUUUCAUCAAGGUCACCAGAUCACCGCAGGCUGUGAAAUUCCUGGGGUCCAAAACCAUGGUCGUAUACAGCUGCGACCACGGAUGCUCUGCCUUUGAGACCCAAUAUCUGUUGAGAAGCAAGCCAACGCCUAACAAGAAAGGCAGCGGGUCGUUUUAUAAGCACGGCAUGGCGGCAGGACCAACAGCUGAUAGACACUGCCAGCAUUGCGGCCAUGUGAUGCAUGUCAAUGGUCCGAUGUACGGAGGUCACAUCCACUCGGCAGAUUUCAUCCAAAAGCUUCUCGAUCAAAUCCCCAACGCCUCGCCAGAAGUCUAUGGUACUCUCCCGAGAUUAGAAGGCAUGCUACGAACGGCCUUGGAGGAGAUUAUUCCGGGACCUGAAGCCGAUCCCACCGUGGACCCCAAGGAUGCCCAGCAUGCCGAGAUUGACCACUGUCCAUUCUUUGUUAUCCCCUCCAAGCUAGCAACUGUAAUUUCUUGUGCUGCCCCGAGCGAUGACAUGUUCCGUGGCGCUCUGAUACAUCUUGGUUAUCAAGUUGGGCGAAGCCACUGCCGACCGGGCAGCGUCAAGACGGAUGCCCCUUGGUCUACGAUUUGGUGGAUCAUGACAGAAUGGAUCCGUCAAAAAUCUCCUAUUAAAGCGUCAAAGUUUACACCAUUGAUGCCUGGCUGGAAGAUUCUACAUUCUGCCGGGCUAGUUGGUCGAGAAGAUGGAGCACCGCAGGAGCCUGAUAGUAACAUGGAAGAUGUCCAGGCAGAUGAAGAGCCUCAGAGCGCAGAGGCAGCGGAUAACUCCAAUGAGCAAGUUUCAAGCCCGAGCGAACUAGAGCUGAGGAAAACGCUGGUAUUCAACGAGGAUCUCGCACGACUGGGUCGCCUACGGGAUACCCAGAAACUUGUACGAUACCAAAUGAAUCCUCGACCAGACUGGGGACCUUUGUCCAAAGCCAAAGCCCAGUGA